UGUGGUGAUGUUAAGAAUUAUAGUUUAGUUUAAUGUUUCUGAUUAUUUUCUGCUUGUAAUUAUAUUCUGACCAGUUACAGCAGCAGGAAGCAACCAGCUGUUCUUUUCUCUGGGCUCAUUUCUCCUCAUGACUCCAUCAUGAAACAUUUUCAUCAGAACUUCUCUCCUGUCUCAUGAAGAUUUAUCAACCUGCCUCUGAUUUCACUGCAGACCUUCUACUUCCUGGUUCUGCUGCUCUGAAAGAAGAAACUACAAACCAGGUGAAGGUAGAAAGUGUGUGUGAGCUGAUGUGAAUUCAGCAGCAUGGAUCAGUGUGAGGACAGAGAGGAGGGAGUCCCUCCCUCUAAAACCACUCUGUGUGGGGAAGAUGAGCCCCAGAGCAAAGGUCAGAGGAUCCAUCAGAGACUCAAACCAGAACCAGAAGCAGAACCCAGCUGUGUGUCCUUGAAGAGCGACAGGUCAAAGGAUGAGAUCCUUAACUUUAAAUCUCCUGGAUCUCCACCAUCAGAGAGAAUCCAUCAGAUUUUCACACAAGAAGAAUCAGAACCCAGCUGUGUGUCAUUUAAGAGCGACGGUUCAAUGGAUCUUCUCAUUCACUUUAAAUCUCCUGGACCUCCAUCAUCAGAGAGAGUGGACCAGCAGAGCUCAGAGGUUCCCAGUGGUCCGUCUGCCCAGCAGCAUCAAACACAGCUGGACUCCAUAUUUAUGACGCUGGAGGACAACAUUGUCACUUUUCUGAAGAACGAACUGAAGAAGAUCCAUAAGAUUCUGAGUCCAAAUGACCCAGAAUGCUCAGAGAGUCAGAGAGAUGAUGAUGUGUUGGAAGGUGAAGAUGAAGAGCAGAGGAGGAGCAGCAGAGAGGCAGUGAUGAAGAUCACACUGAACUUCCUGCGGAGGAUGAAGCAGGAGGAGCUGGCUGACCGUCUGCAGAGAAAACAAUGUGCUGCAAUUUGUCAACAUCAACUUAAAUCAGGUUUGAAGAAGAAGUUCCAGUCUGUGUUUGAGGGGAUUGCUAAAGCAGGAAGUCCAACCCUUCUGAACCAGAUCUACACAGAGCUCUACAUCACAGAGGGAGGGACUGGAGAGGUCAAUGAUGAACAUGAGGUCAGACAGAUUGAAACAGCAUCCAGGAAACCACACAGACCAGAAACAACAAUCAGACAAGAAGACAUCUUUAAAGUCCCACCUGGAAGAGAUCAACCAAUCAGAACAGUGAUGACAAAAGGAGUGGCUGGCAUUGGGAAAACAGUCCUAACACAGAAGUUCACUCUGGACUGGGCUGAAGACAAAGCCCACCAGAACAUCCAGUUCAUAUUUCCAUUCACUUUCAGAGAGCUGAAUGUGCUGAAAGAGAAAAGGUUCAGCUUGGUGGAACUUGUUCAUCAUUUCUUUAGUGAAACCAAAGAAAUCUGCAGCUUUGAACACUUCCAGGUUCUGUUCAUCUUUGAUGGUCUGGAUGAGAGUCGACUUCCUCUGGACUUCUACAACAAGGAGAUCCUGACUGAUGCUACAGAGUCCACCUCAGUGGAUGUUCUGCUGACAAACCUUAUCAGGGGGAAACUGCUUCCCUCUGCUCUCCUCUGGAUAACCACACGACCUGCAGCAGCCAAUCAGAUCCCUCCUCAGUGUGUUGACAUGGUAACAGAGGUCAGAGGGUUCAAUGACCCACAGAAGGAGGAGUACUUCAGGAAGAGAUUCAGAGAUAAGGAGCAGGCCAGCAGGAUCAUCUCCCACAUGAAGACAUCACGAAGCCUCCACAUCAUGUGCCACAUCCCAGUCUUCUGCUGGAUCACUGCUACAGUUCUGGAGGAUGUGUUGGAGACCAGAGAGGGAGGAGAGCUGCCCAGAACCCUGACGGAGAUGUACAUCCAAUUCCUGGUGGUUCAGACCAAAGUGAAGAAGGUCAAGUAUGAUGGAGGAGCUGAAACAGAUCCACACUGGAGUCCAGAGAGCAGGAAGAUGAUCAAGUCUCUGGGAAAACUGGCUUUUAAUCAGCUGCAGAAAGGAAACCUGAUCUUCUAUGAAUCAGACCUGACAGAGUGUGGCAUCAAUAUCAGAGCAGCCUCAGUGUACUCAGGAGUGUUCACACAGAUCUUUAAAGAGGAGAGAGGUCUGUACCAGGACAAGGUGUUCUGCUUCAUCCAUCUGAGUGUUCAGGAGUUUCUGGCUGCUCUUCAUGUUCAUCGGACCUUCAUCAACUUUGGUGUCAUCUUGAUGGGAGGAAGAUCUCAGAAAUCUUUAUUAUUUAAUAAAUCUAAACUAAAGGUUCUCCAUCAGGGAGCUGUUGACCAGGCCUUACAGAGUCCAAAUGGACACCUGGACUUGUUCCUCCGCUUCCUCCUGGGACUUUCACUGCAGACCAAUCAGAGACUCCUAAAAGGUCUGCUGACACAGACAGGAAGUAGCUCACAGACCAAUCAGGAAACAGUUCAGUACAUCAAGGAGAAGAUCAGUAAAAAUGUGUCUGCACAGAAAAGCAUCAAUCUGUUCCACUGUCUGAAUGAACUGAAUGAUCAUUCUCUAGUGGAGGAGAUCCAACAGUCUCUGAGUUCAGGAAGUCUCUCCACAGAUAAACUGUCUCCUGCUCAGUGGUCAGCUCUGGGUUUCAUCUUAGUGUCAUCAGGAAAAGAUCUGGAUGUGUUUGACUUGAAGAAAUACUCUGCUUCAGAGGAGGUUCUUCUGAGGCUGCUGCCAGUGGUUAAAGCCUCCAACAAAGCUCUACUGAGUGGCUGUAACCUCUCAGAGAGAAGCUGUGAAGCUCUGUCCUCAGUUCUCAGCUCCCAGUCCUCCAGUCUCAGAGAACUGGACCUGAGUAACAACAACCUGCAGGAUUCAGGAGUGAAGCUUCUCUCUGCUGGACUGAAGAGUCCAAACUGCAACCUGGAAACUCUCAGCUUAUCAGGCUGUUUGGUCUCAGAGGAAGGCUGUGCUUCUCUGGCCUCAGCUCUGACCUCCAACCCCUCCCAUCUGAAAGAGUUGGACCUGAGCUACAAUCAUCCAGGAGACUCAGGAGUGAAGCUGCUGUCGGCUGGACUGAAGGAUCCACACUGGAGACUGGAAGCUCUCAGGGUGGAGCCUGCUGGAGGCCGAUUCUUGACACCAGGUCUGAGGAAGUAUUCCUGUCAACUCACCAUCGACACAAACACAGUGAACAGAAAACUCAAACUGUCUGAAGAUAACAGGAAGGUGACACGUGUGAAGGAGCUUCAGUCAUAUCCUGAUCAUCCAGAAAGAUUUGAUAACUGGAAUCAGCUGCUGUGUAGAACUGGUCUGACUGGUCGCUGUUACUGGGAGGUCGAGUGGAGAGGAAUAGUUUAUAUAUCAGUGAGUUACAGAAGAAUCAGGAGGAAAGGAAACAGUGGAGACUGUUUGUUUGGAUAUAAUGAUCAUUCCUGGAGGCUGAGAUGCUCUGAUGAUGAUGGUUACUCUGUCUGGCACAAUAAGAUAAAAACUGGUCUCUCCUCCUCCUCUCCACACGCCUUAUUGUCUUUCAGAACUCGUCUCUCCUCCUCCUCUGUCUCUAACAGAGUAGCAGUGUAUGUGGACUGUCCUGCUGGCAUUCUGUCCUUCUACACAGUUUCCUCUGACUCACUGAUCCUCCUCCACACCUUCAACACCACAUUCACUGAACCUCUGAUUCCUGGAUUUGGGGUCUGGCCCAGUUCUGGUUCCUCAGUGUUUCUGUGCUGA
Xiphophorus hellerii (green swordtail) is the source of this 3690-nucleotide messenger RNA. RefSeq names its product NACHT, LRR and PYD domains-containing protein 3-like. Gene Ontology annotation, molecular function: protein binding. The record is from RefSeq and is a predicted model, not a curated record. The transcript is spliced from 14 exons. Bases 304 to 3690 code for a protein of 1128 amino acids. Lineage: Eukaryota; Metazoa; Chordata; Actinopteri; Cyprinodontiformes; Poeciliidae.